Molecule: messenger RNA, 2927 nt
Organism: Branchiostoma floridae (Florida lancelet)
Lineage: Eukaryota; Metazoa; Chordata; Leptocardii; Amphioxiformes; Branchiostomatidae
Product: protein CDV3 homolog
Exons: 5
Coding region: 185-1048 (287 amino acids)
Cellular component (GO): cytoplasm
Source: RefSeq, a predicted model, not a curated record
GCGUUGCCAAAAUACCAUGUCGUAACAUCGCGAGAAAAAUCGAGAAACCCCGAGAGCAGAGGCUUGCACAUGCGCUACAGCUGGAGUCCGGCAUGCGAAGGGUCGAGCCAGAAGAACUGGACAAAAAUCUUACAAUAUUUCCGCAAGUUUCGUCGCCUUUCCUGCAUCUAAGGACCUGAAAACAAUGGAAGAAGGUAAAGAGGACGUCGUGUCAGCGGUAGAAGAAGGGACAGAAGAAGAAGAAAGGAAGGUAGACCCCGUAGAAGAUGCCAAAAGUUUGGAUGAUUUUUUCGCCAAAAAAGACAAAUCGAAAGGCAAAGGGAAGAAGAAGAAAGGGAAAAUCAGCACAGACGUUCUUGCAAAGGAGCUAGAAGGACCCGGCAAGAAAAAGGCAGCAAAGAAGAAGAAAGAGAAGGGAGAGAAGACGGAUAAGGGACCCAGUAAGGAAGGAUCACCGACAGAAGAGGAUGCGGACUGGAUACAAAUAGAAGAGCCUGAGGAGAAAGACUACAGCGGACUCAGGAUAGCAUCCCUGAACAUCAGUGAACAGAGGCAGGAAGAGCAGGAGGCAACUCCAGAGGAGGAACAGGAGUAUGAUGAAGCCGGAGAGCCGCUCCCUCCGAGGGAGUCUGCUCAAGGACCCUGGAGGAUGCCAGCAGCAGGGGAGCAACCCAGCACAGUAGCAGAGCCACCACCAGAGCCAGCCCCUGCACCUGCCCCGGUCGCCGCCGCUGCGGGCGCCGCUCCCAGCAAGUACAUCCCUCCCAGCCUGCGUGCCGCCAUGGCCGCGCAGGAGUCCCGGGCCACGCCGAGCUGGUCGGGCAGGCAGAGAGGCUCCCGCGCCCCGCCGGAGAUCACUAGCGAACAACACUUCCCCUCACUGGCCGCGUCUUUGCAGGAUAAACCACCUGGAAUGGGACAAAGGAGAGCAGCGGAAGAAAACCGACAGUUCUCUACGGUGACGCGAGGAGCGCGGGGGGUGGGCGGUCCGGAGAAGAACGCACCCCUAGAGACACAGAACCCCUACGCCGCCCUCAGUAGACGAUAAUACAACAGCAAUAAAUUUAGAUAGUUCGUAGGGCUCAAAACUAACCAUGCUCCGGUGGCCUGUGGGCUGGAACAACUGACGUUCUGCUGGUCUAUCCUCGUAGUUUGGUCACUAUGUGGCUGCAGUAAAAUCAAAACUAGAAGGGAGUUUGCCAGUUGUCUUGUCCAGUAUUGGGUUGGGUUUGGCUGAACCUGGUUGGGGUUUUGGUCCCUCAAAACUGAACUCAACCUGUCUUCAUGAACAAACGGCCAUAUUCUGUGGUUCUUAUGAACACUAACAGCCAAAAUAUAAACUGUCGUGAGCAAAAUGUCCAUGUACCAUAGUCAAAAUAUUACUGAAUGGGGAGAACUGUAAUACAUGUGUCAGAAAUAGCCAUGUAUUAUUGCGUGCUGCAGCCAUUUUAUGUCAUAUUAUUUGUAACCAGCUAGUUUAUCUACAACUUUAUUUUCCACAGAAUUGAAUACAAUAGCAUUCAUGUUUUCUUUUUACAUAGUGGACAUACUGGAAGGCCAUUUUACAGAUACCUUUCUGCAAGGAGCUAAAGAUAAAAUUUUAACCUCCUUGCUUUAUAUUAGGAAGAAUGGAGAAUUAUGGGGGGGAGGGGAAGCAAGUCAUUGCCACUGCAACAUAGACACAGUACGCCUCCUACACAUUCGUGUGUUCAUGGCAAUGUGUCGCUAACCCCCCGCAUUAUACAUAAUUCUGUUGUCGAUGAAAUGUCCUGAUUUGAAUAUCUGUUAGAUAUUAAGUCAGGGAAGGGGAUCCCAUGUAGUUGGUUGUUUGACAUAUGUCAUGAAUCAUGUACUGUUACGGUAUCAUCUAGUGAAUCAAUUGUAAUUGACAGUUGUUGGUUGACACCUUUCGAGAGACUGUGUGCAACUCAUUUGGAUAAACAUGCCCAAGUGCUUAAUGAAAAUAAGAGAUAAUCUCCUGGCAUAUUUACCAUUGGCAUAAGAUAGUUGGCUAAGGAGUACAGCUGGCCAAAGGGAGUCAUCAGCCUCCGGUAGCCAAAUACACUCCUAGGCCGUCUUCACUCCUCUGGCAGCUUUUGAUACUAUCUUAUGCUACCGUAGGAUCCGCUUGCGGAGAUUAAAUGAGAGACAAAAGAUGUCCUAGCCAAGCUAACGCAACUGUGCUCUUUUCACAGAGGCCUUACACAGAUAUAGCCAUUCUUUGUCACAGUAAUGUUAAGCCACAGAUUAACCCUCACAUAGCUAAGGCCAUCUGGGCAUGCUGUUAGUUUUGAGACUAGAAUGCAGUCCCCACCGGUCCUUUCUGUAGGCUGAAAAAAUAGCAGAAAUUAGCCAAAGGAGAAUGAUUUUGCAGGAAAGUUGGCCAGCUAGGCAAAAAGAGCCACCUCUAGCUUAGGUGCAUUCCGAAUUACUACUAUGGGAGUGAGUAUAGGAGCCCCAUUAGUGAAUCGGAUGGCCCCUAGGCUCUGGCAAAACAUUAUCCAAAUUUUGCCAAUUUCUGCCUUUACUUUCAGAAAAGCCUGGUGGUGACUAUUAAAGUAGAACCCGCUUCUCAGUCUUUCCCCUAGUCCAAGCAGUACAUCCGUUUCUUAUUAUAGACUAAGAAUUGUCUCAAGAACACAUGAAUUGCUACUUCAAAUUGCCACAAAAUUUGCUACUUUAGAAGCUGGCAAAAUGCUUGUUAGACUAUAUAUAUGUUAAAAUACCAUGUGAUGGAAAGGGUUGCCUUGGAUGGAAUUGCAAUCACAGCUGCCAAAUGCUUGGGGAAAUGCUGGGAAGAGUCUUGUUCUGUACACCAGUUCUGAUCAGAAAAUUAAACAAAUAUUUGUCAUAACUUCAGCCUUAUGCUGGGUAGUUUUUGUCACUGUUCCCAAUUUUCAGAAAAUUAAACCUUACAGCCCACCUUA